This is a messenger RNA of Photinus pyralis (common eastern firefly), 1885 nucleotides long. RefSeq names its product eisosome protein SEG2-like. The record is from RefSeq and is a predicted model, not a curated record. Lineage: Eukaryota; Metazoa; Arthropoda; Insecta; Coleoptera; Lampyridae. The transcript is spliced from 5 exons. The coding region runs from base 162 to 1799 and encodes 545 amino acids.
CGUACAGAAGUGCAACAUGACGUCAGGUGUGCUAUAAGAACCGUGUUCACAAGAAGAGCGUGCUGUUAGUUAUCCGCUCCGGAGCGGUCAGGUCCGGUCAUAGCUCUUCCGGGUUAUUAGUGAGUGUUACUUCUUCGUGUUGACCCAAAACGAAAUUUAAAAUGAGGAUAUACUUACUGUUGGCGGUAAUUUCCGCUACGAUAAUAGCGAUAAAUUCGAACCCCGUCGUCAUAACGGCGCACGAGGAUUCGAAGUCGGUCGCGUCACCGGAAGCUAUCGCAUCUGAAGGGAAGAUUCAGGAGGAAUCUACGGGUGUAUUUAAAAAGGACGCGGAGGCGGAAGCUAGUGCGGUGAAGUCGACUCCUGAGGACGCUUCGCAGCCGCUUGUCGCGCCAGCCGGUGAGAAGCCCAAGGAAAAGGGUAGGCAGUCGGGUAGUGAAGAUGACGAUGACGACGACGAUGAUUUGGGCAUCGGGGAUGAUGAUGAUGACGACGACGACGACGAUGACGAUGAUGAUUAUGGGCUUGAUGGGUUGUUUGAUGACUUCUUAGGAGAUGACGACGAUGACGAUGAUGACGACGACGAUGAUGACGACGAUACUCCGUCUUCACAACCCGCUCCAGCGCCUUCACAAGUAGUGGAACCUGAAGAUUUAUCCCCAGAUGAAGAACUCAACGCGGUGGAGCAAGCUGAAGGAGCAAGCGACGGUACGGAGGCUGCUGAAGAAGUUGUAGUAUUAAAAGACCCGACGGAAGUAGCGUCGCCCACCAUUACAAAUAUAGUUUACGAAACGCAACAAGUACAGGACGACGACGACGAUGAUGACGAUGACGACGACGACCUAGAGGAUUUAACAGUCGACGAUGACGAUGACGACGACGACGACGACGAUGAUGACGACGAUGACGAGACUGGCGUAGAAGACGUCCUCGACGCCAGGAAAUCACGUUCGUACGUGCAGAACCGUAUGCCUUCAGUGUACAUUGCCAAAUAUAAUCGAUUCCUUGACACGAUUCUCACGCGAAUCAACAAAAUUCUCGCCUCAUCCUACGAUCCAGUCAGAGUAAAGCUUCAAACACCCGAUUCGAAGAAGAAUUCCAAGACGAAGAGUGGUAACAAGAACAAGUCUAAGAAGAACAAAAAGAAGAAUCCAAACAUAUCGCGAGUAGAUAUGCCGGACGGUAGGCACAAAAUGGCUGAGAUUCCCAUCGCGAGGUCCACGGAGAGCGAACUUUCAUUCGUCCUCGUAUCCAAAACGGGCAACAACUCAACUAGCGAGAAUCGAGCGGUACCCGCCAAGAACAAAAAGCGCCGACGUAACAAUAAAAACAAAGGCAAAAAGAAUACUAAAAACAAAUCGAACACGAAGGCCGCGAGGAAAUCGCAGAAGGCUCGCGCGACCCUCUACGGCCUAAGCUCGAUCCGACGAGACGGCGACGUCAACGUUAACGUCGCCUCGAAUUACACGACGGUUAAAACGAAUUUCGUCAUCGGUCCACUCACCCUUCGAGUCGAAAGGGAGUUCAGCAACGGCGAGAAACGCGAAAUGAAGAGCGCAACGGCGGUGACUAACGAAAUGCACGGCAGAUUAAACCUGCGAAUAGUCCACGGAGAGGCGGCAACCUUGCACAGCAUUCGCGUUUUGCAGCCGAAACAGGUGCGCGUCGAAAGUAAAGAUAAUCACGACAAGACCAGCGAAUACAUUUGGAAACGGAGCUCACAUAUUGCGCACGUAGUAUCUAGCAAGCUGGCGAAGGCGGCAAAAUCGAUGCUUCGACCCCCGCCAUCUAGCGAAUAAUUGAACUACUAGACUUACACUAUUUAUUUGCUAAUUUAUUUAUGUAGGGUUAAGCAGGAGAACGAAGUAAACGUUUAAUUUAGAAA